Chaetomium strumarium is the source of this 1073-nucleotide messenger RNA. RefSeq lists its product as uncharacterized. The coding region runs from base 183 to 884 and encodes 233 amino acids. Lineage: Eukaryota; Fungi; Ascomycota; Sordariomycetes; Sordariales; Chaetomiaceae. The record is from RefSeq and is a predicted model, not a curated record. The transcript has 2 exons.
CCGGCCUGCGCCGCACCUGUCCACCGUCAAAGGCCUGCCUUGGUCACGCAGGAUGCCGGAAGGAACCGCAAGGCUCAAUCCGAAGUGCCAUUUUUACAAGCAAACGUAUAAAUACCUUAUGCUCACAAGAGCCCCAGCUUGAACUCCCAAGUUCCGUCUCCACCAAACACACUAUUUGGAUCAUGUCGUCACUCGGACAGAAGACCAUUGCCAACAUGCAGCGGGAUCGCGCUGCCAAAAACCUACUCGAAGUCGCACCGAGGAAGACAUCCGGGCAAAACAAACCACAGCCAACGCAUGACCGUGAAACGUUCAGGACGGCACUGCACAACACUGGUGCCUAUCUCUCGAAGAAGGGGGCUAACAUAACGAUAAUCGCCAUCGGGGACGCCCUCAAUACCAUCUAUCUGAAGAACCGCCCUUCGACAUGCAUCGACUUCUUCAAUGCCAACCUCACAUCCGCUGAGCUCAAGCGUCUUUCAGAAGCUGCCGAGCAAGCUGCCAAGUGCGACGCAAAGCUCGACAAUUCGUGGCUCAACAACCGCACCAGUGUGUUCAUCAGGCAAGACCAGCGACGGCUCCUUACAGAGCAGGCAUUGCAAGAAGGCGAAGCCAUCAUCAAGAGGCCAGGGCUGACGGUGCUAGCUCCGCCGUGGGAGUAUGUUUUCUGCUGCCAGGUAGAGCGCCUUGUCAGCGACGAUGUCCGGGAUCAUGAUUUCGAAGACGCGGUGACGGUUCUGGGUUGGUAUUUGAAGAAGAAUGGCAUGCCCGUGCUGCCCAUGGCAACCGUGAAGCAGUGGUUUUCGCAGUACUCGCUUCGCUGGACCAAGGACACCGAGAAUAUGGCAAAGAGUGUCCAAGGGGGGCUUAUGGUCCGGUUCUAGAUGAAUGGAUACCUUAUACAACGGCGUCGUGUGAACUGCUUGUACGCUGUCGAUACAGAUAUGAGGUUGGCGCCGUGGAUACGGAACGUUGUUCUGACGAAUCGUUCAAACGGUGAAAUGUACGGUUAACUUUGGAAUCACGUCACGUAUUUUACAUACAGACUUCGGUACAUUUCAGUGGAAAUUCGG